Messenger RNA from Cornus florida, 591 nucleotides. RefSeq names its product wall-associated receptor kinase-like 1. The record is from RefSeq and is a predicted model, not a curated record. Gene Ontology annotation, cellular component: plasma membrane. The coding region runs from base 1 to 591 and encodes 196 amino acids. The transcript has a single exon. NCBI's taxonomy places the organism in Eukaryota, Viridiplantae, Streptophyta, Magnoliopsida, Cornales, Cornaceae. Gene Ontology annotation, molecular function: ATP binding; protein serine/threonine kinase activity. Gene Ontology annotation, biological process: protein phosphorylation; cell surface receptor signaling pathway.
AUGUUAUCGGAUGGAAGCAUUGUGGCUAUUAAGAAAUCUAACAAAGUUGAUGAAAAUCAAGUUGGUCAGUUCAUAAAUGAAGUUAUUAUCCUCUCUCAAAUAAACUAUAGAAACAUUGUGAAAUUGUUAGGGUGCUGCUUAGAGACUGAAGUUCCAAUACUAGUUUAUGAAUAUGUCUCAAAAGGCACCCUCUCCGAGCAUCUUCAUGAUGAGGGCCAUGCUUCGAUGUCUUGGGAUAAUCGCUUGAGAGUUGCAGGGGAAAUUGCUAGAGCACUUGCCUAUUUGCACUCGUAUGCUUCUACAGCUAUCUUUCAUAGAGAUAUAAAGUCUAGCAACAUACUGUUGGAUGAAAAUUAUAGGGCUGUAGUAUCUGAUUUUGGACUUUCAAGGUCAGUGCCACUUCACCAGACUCAUUUGACGACAUUCGUUGGGGGCACAUUUGGUUACUUGGAUCCAGAGUACUUUCGAUCAGGGCAGCUUACUGAUAAAAGUGAUGUUUAUGCCUUUGGUGUAGUUCUUGAUGAACUCCUAACGGGGGAAAAAGCCGUCUCUUCUGAUAAAUUUGAUGAAGGUCUUGUACUUCAUUUUUAA